AUGUCUAACCAAUUACCUCAAUACAGCUAUUCUGAUUAUGCCAAGUUUGCUUUGGCCGGUGCCAUCGGUUGUGGUUCUACACACUCGAGUAUGGUGCCUAUUGAUGUUGUCAAGACUAGAAUUCAACUUGAACCAACUGUCUAUAACAAAGGUAUGGUUGGUUCCUUCCGUAAGAUCAUUGCUGAAGAAGGUGCUGGUGCUCUAUUGACCGGUUUUGGCCCUACUUUGUUAGGCUACUCCAUCCAAGGUGCCUUUAAAUUUGGUGGUUAUGAAGUUUUCAAAAAAUUCUUCAUUGACACUUUGGGAUACGACACCGCUGCUAGAUACAAAAACUCUGUCUACAUUGGUUCAGCUGCUGCUGCUGAAUUCUUGGCUGAUAUUGCUUUAUGUCCAUUGGAAGCCACUAGAAUCAGAUUGGUAUCUCAACCAACCUUCGCUAACGGUCUUGUUGGUGGUUUCUCUAGAAUUUUGAAAGAGGAAGGUGUUGGCUCAUUCUACAGUGGUUUCACGCCAAUUCUUUUCAAACAGAUUCCUUACAAUAUCGCUAAGUUCUUGGUCUUUGAACGUGCCUCUGAAUUAUACUUCUCCUUGGCUCCACCAAAAGACACUCUAUCUCAGACAUCUCUAACUGCCAUUAACUUGCUUUCUGGUUUGACUGCUGGUUUGGCAGCAGCAAUUGUUUCCCAACCUGCUGAUACUCUAUUGUCCAAGGUUAACAAGACCAGUAAGGCUCCAGGUCAAAGCACUGUCGGUCUAUUGUUCCAAUUAGCCAAGCAGUUGGGUUUCGUCGGCUCAUUCGCUGGUCUACCAACUCGUUUGGUUAUGGUUGGUACUUUGACUUCUCUACAAUUCGGUAUCUACGGUCAAUUAAAGAAAUCCUUGGGAUGUGCUCCAACCAUUGAAAUUGCUGGUGGUGGUCACUAA
This is a messenger RNA of Nakaseomyces glabratus, 924 nucleotides long. It is a transcript of the gene MIR1, whose product is annotated as Mir1p. Gene Ontology annotation, biological process: mitochondrial phosphate ion transmembrane transport. Lineage: Eukaryota; Fungi; Ascomycota; Saccharomycetes; Saccharomycetales; Saccharomycetaceae. Gene Ontology annotation, cellular component: mitochondrial inner membrane. The record is from RefSeq and is a predicted model, not a curated record. Gene Ontology annotation, molecular function: phosphate transmembrane transporter activity.